Messenger RNA from Spodoptera litura, 1184 nucleotides. Its product is annotated as chymotrypsinogen B-like. Gene Ontology annotation, molecular function: serine-type endopeptidase activity. Lineage: Eukaryota; Metazoa; Arthropoda; Insecta; Lepidoptera; Noctuidae. The record is from RefSeq and is a predicted model, not a curated record. Gene Ontology annotation, biological process: proteolysis.
GUAGUGUCUAGUUAGCCAUUGUAGUGACAGAAUAGGUGUAUCAAAAUGUGUACAUUUUUAUUAUUGUGUGUGGUUGCUUUUUGCGGCGUCAACAGUUAUACACUUCAAGGGGCUGAGCGGAUCGCACAAGGACAAAUCAGAAAUGACAUACAAUAUGUGAUAUCGUUACAAGACAAAAGUCAAUUACAAAGCUACACAAGAGGUCACAGAUGUGGAGGUGUGUUGAUCACUCAACAGCAUGCAUUGACAACUGCAGCAUGCACUAUGGACACCAAUACAGGGGUAUCCAUCAACUUUGCCAACUUUAGAGUUUUCGCUGGUACAGUUCUUACAAGUGAUAAUGCUAACAACGUUCGCGACAUAGCGACUAUAACUAUCCACCCACAAUACACCAGACAUAUACCGUUUGUCAACGAUAUUGCUGUCAUUACACUGCAAGCUGCUUUUCCGACCUCAAUAAGCCCUUUGCCAAUGCCACUUGCGGAUGUUGCUCUUACUGCGUGUGAGACUGCUGGUUUUGGAGCUCAUAAUACGACAGCUACUGCCAGUGUGCAAUUGAUGAGUUUGUCGGGAGUAGCUUUGACUGGAUACGCGCAGUGCAAUACUCUACUGCAACAGUCAGGAGGUGCUACAAGUGUACAAGUUUUGCCUAACAUGAUUUGCGGAACUGCUAGUGGGGUAGGAUGUACGGGUGAUUUGGGGAACCCAUUGGUAUGCAAUAACAAUCAGGUUCUCACAGGGUUACUAACUCGAAGCAACAACUGUACUUUGACGGGUUUACCAGAAAUCUACACUAGAAUUCACGAAUUCAUACCAUGGGUGAAUCAAGUGAUGACUACCACCACGACGACGACAACUACUACGACGACAACUACUACGACAACGACCACUACGACCACUACAACUACACCACCUCCAGCGAACACGACAACCACGACAACCACGACCCCACCACCUCCAGACAACACUACAACCACGACAACAACAACAACGACACCAAUGCCUCCGAUAAUCGUCACGACGCCUGCUCCAGGAUCAGCAUUCACGUCACGACUCGGAACUGCUGUAGCACUUACAUUCGUAAUCAUCCAAAGCCUCAAUCUUCUAAGUUAAUAUUUAUUGUUUUGUUAUGUAAUAUUUAUUAUUAAUUAUUAAGACUAACAUUAAACAUACAUAUCUACUGU